Haliotis rubra (blacklip abalone) is the source of this 1819-nucleotide messenger RNA. RefSeq lists its product as uncharacterized. The transcript has 4 exons. The record is from RefSeq and is a predicted model, not a curated record. The coding region runs from base 1 to 525 and encodes 174 amino acids. Gene Ontology annotation, biological process: positive regulation of voltage-gated potassium channel activity; regulation of synaptic transmission, cholinergic; sleep. Lineage: Eukaryota; Metazoa; Mollusca; Gastropoda; Lepetellida; Haliotidae.
AUGGAACAACGGGGAGUCGGACAUCUUGCCACGCAACUCGGCAGUAUAGAGGGGCAGAGCGACGACGGUGAUGCUGCAACGCUGGUGAUGCCCCGGAAGCUGGCACUAGGGAUUACCUGGCUGACACUAAUCACUGUAGGGGCUGCAAUCAAGUGUUAUAAGUGUCAUAACAGCAACUCUGACGCAUGCGGCGAGAUCUUCAAGUCAUACCAGUUCUCCACGUACAAAUGUGCGUCUGAGAACAUGAAGUGUGGCAAGCAAACGCAACCACCUAUUACUCAUAAUGGCAAGGAGAACUGGGUGGGUGUUAUCAGAACGUGUUACCCUGUGGGAUCCCUCCCAGGCAUCAACGAGACUGACGGAUGCCACGACUGGACAAACCCAUACGACAACUUCACGGCAGAAUUCUGCUUCUGCAGCACAGACGGUUGCAACCCAGCAACCCGUCUCCAUAUCAACGGGAAUGUUAUUCUUCUGACCGUGGCCUUAGGCGCAGUUAUGCAAUAUAUGCAAACUAUGUUAUGAAUAUGUUGUUGGAAUAUCAGGCGAACUGUGUUCAAUAAGCAAUGCGCUGAGAGGUUGUACACAUCCUUUGAAUAUUAUAAUGUCAAGUGUAUUCAACAGCUAUGUUAUCUCGGUCGGGGUUUCAAAACGACUACAUGAUCAAAGCCUUUUGUUAGAUCCUUCAACAUUUGCACAAAGCGUGAAGCUCUUUCCUGUUACCACAGAAUAUGUUUGCUGGAAAAUUGCACGUGAAGGCGUAGGACGCUCUUUAUGCUAAAAUGUGGGUUGAUGUACACGAACAAUGAACACAGCACAAUACUUAAUCAGGUAAAUGGCUUCUCGGCUCUUCUUACUCUCCUCCGUCAUCAGCCACAACGGCAUUACCAUCGUUUGUUAUAUAUUUUGAGGCGUAAGGUGGAUUGUACUUAUUAGAAAAAGAUCUUCAUUAUCUAUUUAUAAACAUCUGUUAUGUAUCAAAGCGAUACAUGUUGUUUUUGAUAUAAAAUUAUUUUCAUAUUUAAGUGUAUCAUUUAUGAAACAUCGAACAGUUAAUAUAAAUAAUGUUUUCUCAUCAUUCUUAACUGAUUGUUGUCAAAAUAUUUUUCUGUAGUCUCGGUGUUAUGCUAACGUUAUGUUGCUGUAAAUAGGAAUCUAUACACAUGCGAUGUACGCUGCGUAUGUAUACGUAGUACAAUCAGUUGUCAGGAAGGAAACAUUGGCAAAUGGGUAUAUACUUCUGUGAAGACAAUCGGUCACGUGUCCAGUUUCGAGAGAAGGAGAUCUAAAUGGGUUACGACGAUGAAUCAUGUCCAAAUACAGCCGUCGUUUCCCUGUUGGAGAGCCAGACCCUUUUCCAAGAGGUCUUACCAUAUACAAUACCCGUUUUAAGGGAAAGAGGUCGUUAUAUACAGCUGCCAUCUGGAGCCUCUGCACGCCACCCUUUGACGUCGCUGAUGGUUCUUUCACAUUUCACUUCUUGGUAUUUACCUAUUUGCGGGGCACAGGUCGAGACCAGUCUGUCUGUCCAGAUAGGGUCGUGACAAAAGUCCUCACAAAGAAACGGCACAAACUAGGCGUGCAGACGUUGGUCCCUGCUGUCUACAGCUGGUGUUGCGUUCUGCUUGAAUAGAUGAGUGUUGAAAAUGGUAUUUCUGCCCUUGACGUCUCUUGUCACCGGUCUACUGCAGUCGGUUGAUAACACAUUCACGCUUUACCAGCCUGGAACAUCCAUGUGACACUCAGACUCAUCUUGCCCCAUACAUGUCAUGAUCUUACAACAGAUAAAACGGCGAGAUACCUGUAUAGCCAUUUGUAG